This is a messenger RNA of Hibiscus syriacus, 2117 nucleotides long. Its product is annotated as two-component response regulator-like APRR2. The transcript is spliced from 12 exons. Gene Ontology annotation, biological process: phosphorelay signal transduction system; positive regulation of DNA-templated transcription. The record is from RefSeq and is a predicted model, not a curated record. Gene Ontology annotation, molecular function: DNA-binding transcription factor activity; transcription cis-regulatory region binding. NCBI's taxonomy places the organism in Eukaryota, Viridiplantae, Streptophyta, Magnoliopsida, Malvales, Malvaceae. Gene Ontology annotation, cellular component: nucleus. The coding region runs from base 323 to 1981 and encodes 552 amino acids.
CUCUUCUAUCAGAGGACGCAAUUAUAUGUCUACAUUUUUAUUCCAUUAUUUUCAGCCUUAAAUCUUUCUAUAUGCCAUCCAAAAUGGAAGAACUUGUAGUAGUUGAAACAACAAAGACUUGAGACGAGAAAUACAAAUCUUGUUUAUGCCCUAAACUACAUAGUCAUUCUCCAACGCCUUACUUUCUGGGUUUUCCCUCAUCUUUUGGUUGUACUCUUCUUUUUUGCAUGCAGCUUCCUUUUCACAGACCGACUGAAAGGAUCUCGAUAAGCAGUAAAAUGCAAUACUUGUCGGCCCCCUAAGAAAGGAUGCCAAACAAGCUAUGGUUUGCACUGCAGAUGAUUUAUCAGCAUGGAAGGAUUUUCCAAAGGGUCUCAAGGUCCUUCUUCUCGAUGAGGACAGCGAUUCAGCUGCCGAGUUAAAAUCAAAGCUUGAAGCAAUGGACUAUAUUGUUUAUACCUUCUGCGACGAGAAUGAAGCUCUUUUGGCAGUUUUAAGUAGGCCUGAAAGUUUCCAUGUAGCCAUUGUAGAGGUUAGUAGUACAAACAAUAACAAUGGGGGUUUCAAGUUUCUUGAAACCACAAAGGACUUGCCCACCAUUAUGACUUCAAAUUUUCAUUGCAUCAGCACCAUGAUGAAGUGCAUAGCGCUUGGAGCAGUCGAGUUUCUUAGGAAACCUUUGUCUGAGGAGAAACUACGGAAUAUAUGGCAGCAUGUGGUUCAUAAGGCAUUCAAUGCAGCGGGAAAAGACCUUUCUGAAUCACUAAAUCCUGGUAAAGAAUCCUUGGUUUCAAUGCUGCAUUUACAAUUGGAAAAUGGAGAACCUAAGAUUGAAGACUCGGAUAAAGCUGAUGAAGCAUUUGUGACUCAUGAAAAUGACCCUGAACCAUCAAUAGUAAGUGAUAUGUACUCACUAGAGAAGGGAGGAAGGCUGUUAGCAGAUGGGGAUUGCCAUGAUCAUACUAACUGCUCGUCUGAAAAAGAGAGAUGCGAGCAAGAUGGAGAGUCUAAAUCUGUUGACACUACCAGUGACAAUUCAAUUGCUGAAGUAACUGCACCCCUUGGCGAACCCCAGGAACCAAGGGGGACAAGAGUAAAAGUGGAGGCCGACAUAGUUCAUGGUACCAAGGGCGAGAGUUCCCUGUGCUCUCAAACACAAAACGGAGAAAAUAACAAAGAUUGUCAUGUUGUUGCUGAAAACCCCAAUACAGUUUCUGGUAUUCGUAGUUCUUGUCCAGACAAAGCUAAUCGGAAAAAAUUGAAGGUAGACUGGACUCCAGAACUCCACAAGAAAUUUGUACAGGCAGUGGACCAACUAGGUAUAGAUCAAGCUAUCCCGUCUCGAAUACUGGAGCUAAUGAAAGUAGAAGGCUUGACACGGCAUAAUGUUGCUAGUCAUCUCCAGAAAUAUAGAAUGCAAAGAAGGCACAUUUUGCCGAAGGAGGAGGAUCGAAGGUGGCCACAUAGAGAUCAAAUGCAAAGGAGUUGUUAUCCACAUAAACCGAUCAUGGCCUUCCCGACACAUUACUCAAGUCAUGUUGUCCCAGUAGGUCCACCCUAUCCCGUGUGGGGACCACCUCCCCUUUCAUCCAGCAUCCAGAUGUGGGGCUCACAUAGUUACCCCCCUUGGCAAUCACCUGAAAGUUGGCAUUGGAAUCCAUAUCCAGGGGUGCAUGCUGAUGCAUGGGGUUGUCCUGUUAUGCCCCCACCUCUUGGAUAUUCUUCUACGUUCACUCAAAAUGCAUCUGCAUUUCAUUAUUCUGUCACCGUGGAUAACAGAAGUGGCAUGCCUCAAAAUUCCGUUGAACAUCAGCCGGCGGAGGAGGUAGUUGACAAGGUUGUAAAGGAAGCAAUAAACAAGCCAUGGUUACCUUUGCCUUUAGGCCUCAAGCCUCCUUCCACUGAUAGUGUGCUAGCUGAGCUCUCUAGACAAGGCAUCUCCAACGUCCCUCCUCACAUCAAUGGCCGUAAUCUAUCCUGACGUGGCAGUGUAACUGGUUCGUUCGGACCACCUUUUUUUGCUUCACUUUGAACUAGUUCAAGCUCCCAUCAUUCACUCAUGAAAGUAGGAAAAAUGAAAAUAAAAUAAAACAUUUUCAGAUGUUUGCGGUGCGUGA